Messenger RNA from Suhomyces tanzawaensis NRRL Y-17324, 525 nucleotides. RefSeq lists its product as uncharacterized. Lineage: Eukaryota; Fungi; Ascomycota; Pichiomycetes; Serinales; Debaryomycetaceae. The transcript has a single exon. Bases 112 to 315 code for a protein of 67 amino acids. The record is from RefSeq and is a predicted model, not a curated record.
UGGGGCUGGGGUACGGCACACGGGGUUUGCAUUUUCACGUGAGCAUAUGCACGUGAAUUGCUACCGCAUCAUCAAAAAUCUUGAACAGAUAAUCAUCCCACUACAUCAAUAAUGGCUGAUAAACUUCCCUUCAGCGUGCGUGCUACCGACGUCGUCCACCGUGUGACUGUUCUCGGAUUAGUUGGUAUCUGUGUGGUCGGUAUUGGUAGUAUUACUUUCAAUAUUUGGGCCAACUCCGACUAUGGAUUGAACAAGAAUAAGUUGACUUUCCAAAAGGCAGACUACGAGGAGGCACGUAAGAAGUCCGACGAAUAAGCAUGUCAAAUACAACUACUUCAUCUUCCAGAACUUUCCAUCACCAAGUGAUGCUGUACAUAGGAUAAUACAUGAUAUACAAGAAGACAAGUAGAACAUAAGGGUGGCUACUAGGGAGUGCUAGUACGUCAAGUAGGAAUGCUAGAAUAUCGGGGUAUUGAACGACUCUUGACAUAGUGAGUUCCAGGAAAUAUUCGUUGAGAAACUGCU